AUGCUCCGUAAAAGUAUUAUCUUUUGUCUAUUAUCUUCAGUAGCAAGUUUUGAACAUAACGUCAUAGAUUUUUCUUUAGACUUGUUGAAAGCUAGAGAUGUGAAAUCUAUUUGUUUGCUCACUUGCGGGGAUAGGAGUUGGUAUCUAAAAUUUGCAAUAAAUGCCUCAAAAGUAUCAAUUGCUGUUUCUCAUGUUGGAAUUGAUGAUUCUCUGUCAGAUCUAGAUUCAUUAGGUCUAUGCCUAAACCCAGGAUCUAUUGACGUUGGCGUUUUAAUUGAUACUAAAUGUCCACUCUACGAAGAAGUACUUAUAUAUGCAUCUAAGAAACUGUUAUUCAAUGCAUAUCACAAAUGGCUGGUAAUAAAUGUUGAUACUUGGAUGUCUAAUGUAUCAAACUCCGUUGAAAUGAACGAAAACAUGUCACGGUUUAUUGGCACGUUCCAAAAAUUGAAUUUGAGCGUAGAUGCCGACAUCACACUGUCUCUACAGAAAGGAUCCGAAAAUAAUAUUUAUGAAGUGUAUAAUUUCGGCAAAAUACGAGGUGGUGAUGUCGUAGUAAAGAAAGUAGGAAAUUGGAGAAACAAAACAGAUUUGAUAAAUAAUUUGAAUGCUUAUAAGUACUACAGACGAUGGGAUUUUGAAAAUUCGACCAUAAAUUAUGUCGGUGUUAUGUCAACGCCGCCCAGAGAGUUUGACGUGAACAUGCUUAUAGAAGACGUCCCCGCGCCUGGCGUCGCGGUUGUGACUACAAUAGGCACCAGGGUAUUGGUAGAACUAGCGGAGCUACAUAAUAUUAGAUAUAACUAUACGAUCGUAGACAGAUGGAUCGGGAAAUUCGAAAGAAACGCUACGCCGGCGGUUGCUACUUCGAUAUAUUUCAAAGACCAAGACGUUACGCCAGUUCUACGCGUGACAUCGGAGAUUUUCAAAAGAGUGGGCAUUGUAUCGUCGCCUGUGUCAUCUAUUGAGACACGAUACUACUACCGCAUCCCCACCACCGGCCCUGGAAAGUUCGAGAACCAAUUCCUACGGCCGCUGACCAACGGCGUGUGGGGUUGCGUUGUGGCUGUGAUUUUCCUGUGCGCUCUGGUCUUGUUUCUGACGGCCAGAGCUGAACGAAGACCGGCUGCUCUUCAGUACGCUGUAUUCUCUGUGGCAGCUACGUUUUGUCAGCAAUUUUUUGAGGAUGGUGGUGUUGAUGAAUCAGGACGAGAAUCAUCUGCUCGACAGCUUACAGUCCUAGUGACAGGGACAUCCUGCGUCCUCAUUUACAACUACUACACAAGCAGCGUUGUCAGUUGGCUGCUGAAUGGACCACCUCCUUCCAUCAACUCCCUGCAGGAACUUCUUGAGAGCCCACUGUGUCUGAUAUAUGAGGAUAUAGGGUACACGCGUUCGUGGUUACAGAAUCCAACAUAUUACUACAAUAAAAAGAAUGCCGAAGUGGAGGACAAAUUGAAGUUUAAAGUAUUUAGGAAAAAGAAGGGAGAACCCUUACUAGUACCUUUGGAGAAAGGCAUCGAAAUGGUGAAAGCAGGAGGCUACGCAUAUCACACGGAAGUAUACAACGCGAAUAUGUUAAUAUCUCGCAAUUUCAACCAGGAGGAACUUUGUGAGCUAGGCUCCCUCCAAUCUAUGGAAAAGACAGAUCUUUAUAUGGCUAUACCCAAGGACAGCCCUUAUAAAGAGUUUUUUAACUGGAAUAUCUUGCGUUUGUUUGAAACGGGAGUGGUUUCCCACAUUCAGCGGCAGGCACAAAGUCCUGAGAUAUCCUGCGAAGGCAGUUCUCCCAGAGCCUUGGCACUUGGUGGUGCCGCCCCUGCAUUCCUGCUUCUAGCUUUUGGAUACCUUCUGGCGGUUAUCAUUGUUCUAAUCGAAAGACUUGUCGCAAGGAACGAGUUAAAGUUAAUAAAAAAUAUUAAGAAUCGUAUGAUACACGGAUACAAUUACUGAAGAACUAAAUAAAUACAUAAGGUACAGCGGAACAAUUUCGACUGGGGAGCAAAUACGACUUAUCCAUUUUUUCCAUGAUUGCAUUAUCAAUUAGAGUGUCCACUGGUUAUAAAAAAAUUAGCAAAAUUUAAUAACAUAGAAUUUUAAGACCUGAAUACGUGCAUUAUAUUAUUAGGAUUCUUAGUCGUUAAUAGAACCGGAACCACUUAUUUUGUAUUAAGUUAAUUGGAACACCCCGUAGGUACAUGGCACGCAUGUUCAGUGGAUACAUGCGGAACGGUUCACUAUUAUCUGGCAGAAACUUUUUACGCAUAUAUUUGAUUCGUGUAAUAGUUCUUGGCAGAAGUCAAGUUUGGCAGAAACACCU
Messenger RNA from Leguminivora glycinivorella, 2320 nucleotides. Its product is annotated as ionotropic receptor 75a-like. The transcript is spliced from 15 exons. The record is from RefSeq and is a predicted model, not a curated record. Bases 1 to 1953 code for a protein of 650 amino acids. NCBI's taxonomy places the organism in Eukaryota, Metazoa, Arthropoda, Insecta, Lepidoptera, Tortricidae.